GCUUUGAACGCCCGGGGAUCUCCCUCAAAGAGUCAAGGAAGUCAGAAUAGAGGACUGGGGAUUCCGCAGUGCAGCAGCACAGGGCAACUCACCUACACUCAAAAGAGAGCCAUCCAGGUUUGCUAGAGAUGUGGAAACAAUGGGAAGCAUAUCUGUCACAUGGCUGGGGAAAUACUUGUGCAAGGCUGGGCAGUUCCAGAGAAGAAUAAUACAAGAUCCCUAAAAAGCCGUGGCCAGCCUGUGUCAGUUGCAGCACAUCUAUUCUCCGCGGGAAGGAGCUGCCCGCUGACUCCAUUGCGGGACUCUCACAGGCUGCUUUUCUCCCCGAGGACAAGGAUGUUCCUGACGUGGCUGCCACUCGUGCCCGUGCUUCUCUGUGCCUCUCUGGAGACAGGAGCCAAUGCAGAUGACCUCCCGUUCCGGAUGGACUCUGUGAUUGGAAUUCUGGAAGACAUGGAAUCUCAUCAUAGUGAGAGCCUGGAUUUGCCUGCAAUAGAGUUCUUCCAAGAAGUGGGGUGCCAGAACCAGUUUUGCCAGCUCUCUCCCGUGCCAGUGAUUCCGGCGCCUUUAACUUUGUCUUACCUGAGUGAGAAACAGAGAUCGUUCCUCGAACGCCUGGCCGAUCACAAGCCAGAGGGCUCCUGGACUGAAUCUGGGGUAGUCUUGACUGCCGAUGGGACCACGGUGUCACUUCGUCCUCUGUUUGGUGGAAUAGUAGGUGGACUCAAGAGGAGGCAGGAGGUGGCUGUGAAUGCCACACCUUGGCUCACGGAUCCCUUGAACGGCACUGAUCUACAGCCAUGCCCCGCUCUGGACCCGCUCCUUGCCACACUGGCCGAGAGCCUCGCCGUGGCCCUUUCCCUCUUUCACACGGAACAGAGUCCAGCUUUCCUGGGUCCAGACGGCUGCUGGGACAGUCUCUCAGCCCCUCAUGAAUUCACCUUGUCAAGCCAGCCCUCCCCUCUGCCUGAUGCUUUUAUCAAUGGCGCAAUGGAUGGACUGAUCCUAGGUACGUACGUGGCCGAGAGCUCCGGCCUGCCACCCAACAUCAGCACCCUGCUUAGUGAGUACUAUGCCAGAGAGGGUCUGGCAGGGGGAAAUCAGACCCGAAGCAACUUCCGGAGAAAAAACUUUGCGGCUCUGGUGAGUGAGGAGAAGCUCAGAGAACAGCUCGAGAACGCUUUUUGCUUCCUCCAGAGCCUGCCCGGCAGCCAUCUCCUCCCCAAAGGCAUCAAGGACAAGGAGCUGAGUUCUCUUGUAAGCCAGGCUGUAGAAGAAUUCAUGGCCUUAUACGUAGAGUGCCCAGCUAUCAUUCCACGGUGUAUGUGGGAGGCCAAGCCUUACAAAGGAACACCAGCUCAGCUUCAACUGCCCUUAGGAUUUGUAUACAUCCACCAUACCUAUAGACCUGGAAAGCCGUGCCGAACGUUCCCAGAGUGUGCUGCUGACAUGCGUUCCAUGCAGCGCUUCCAUCAGGUUGUCCGUGGCUGGAGUGACAUUGGCUACAGCUUUGUCGUAGGAGGGGACGGAUACAUCUACCAGGGCCGGGGCUGGCACUGGGUAGGUGCUCAUACCCUGGGACACAACAGCAAAGGUUACGGUGUCAGUUACAUUGGGGAUUACAUGGAGGCCCUACCAGACCCCUUUGCUCUUGAGCUUGUGAAGGACAAUUUCAUGCAGUGUGCUGUGAGGGGCUCCCGGCUGAAAGCCAACUACACAGUCUAUGGGCAUCGGCAGUUGGUGCCCACCCAGUGCCCUGGAGACAGACUCUUCCAAGAGAUCAAAACAUGGCAACAUUUCAAGGUGAGGUGCUUUAUGAAGGAGGGCGUUCGCCACUGCAUUUACUGCCCACUGGCUCCAUUGUGGGACUCUCACAGGCUGCUUUUCUCCCCGAGGACAAGGAUGUUCCUGACGUGGCUGCCACUCGUGCCCGUGCUUCUCUGUGCCUCUCUGGAGACAGGAGCCAAUGCAGAUGACCUCCCGUUCCGGAUGGACUCUGUGAUUGGAAUUCUGGAAGACAUGGAAUCUCAUCAUAGUGGGAGCCUGGAUUUGCCUGCAAUAGAGUUCUUCCAAGAACUGGGGUGCCAGAACCAGUUUUGCCAGCUCUCUCCCAUGCCAGUGAUUCCGGCGCCUUUAUCUUUGUCUUACCUAAGUGAGAAACAGAGAUCGUUCCUCGAACGCCUGGCCAGUCACAAGCCAGAGGGCUCCUGGACUGAAUCUGGGGUAGUCUUGACUGCCGAUGGGACCACGGUGUCACUUCGUCCUCUGUUUGGUGGAAUAGUAGGUGGACUCAAGAGGAGGCAGGAGGCGACUGUGAAUGCCACACCUUGGCUCACGGAUCCCUUGAACGGCACUGAUCUACAGCCAUGCCCCGCUCUGGACCCACUCCUUGCCACACUGGCCGAGAGCCUCGCCGUGGCCCUUUCCCUCUUUCACACGGAACAGAGUCCAGCUUUCCUGGGUCCAGACGGCUGCUGGGAUAGUCUCUCAGCCCCUCAUGAAUUCACCUUGUCAAGCCAGCCCUCCCCUCUGCCUGAUGCUUUUAUCAAUGGCGCAAUGGAUGGACUGAUCCUAGGUACGUACUUGGCUGAGAGCUCCGGCCUGCCACCCAACAUCAGCACCCUGCUUAGCGAGUACUAUGCUGGAGAGGGCCUGGCAGGGGGAAAUCAGACCCGAAGCAACUUCCGGAGAAAAAACUUUGCGGCUCUGGUGAGUGAGGAGAAGCUCAGAGAACAGCUCGAGAGCGCUCUCUGCCUCCUCCAGAGCCUGCCCGGCAGCCAUCUCCUCCCCAAAGGCAUCCAGGACAAGGAGCUGAGUUCUCUUGUAAGCCAGGCUGUAGAAGAAUUCAUGGCCUUAUACGUAGAGUGCCCAGCUAUCAUUCCACGGUGCAUGUGGGAGGCCAAGCCUUACAAAGGAACACCAGCUCGGCUUCCUCUGCCCUUGCAGUUUGUAUACAUCCACCAUACCCACACUCCUGGAAAGCCGUGUCGAACCUUCCCAGAGUGCGCUGCCGACAUGCGCUCCAUGCAGCGCUUCCAUCAGGUUGACCGUGGCUGGGAUGACAUCGGCUACAGCUUUGUCAUCGGAGGGGACGGAUACAUCUACCAGGGCCGGGGCUGGCACUGGGUAGGUGCUCAUACCCUGGGACACAACAGCAAAGGUUAUGGCGUCGGUUACAUUGGGGAUUACAUGGAGGCCCUACCAGACCCCUUUGCCCUUGAGCUCGUGAAGGACAAUUUCAUGCAGUGUGCUGUGAGGGGCUCCCGGCUGAAAGCCAACUACACAGUCUACGGGCAUCGGCAAUUGGUGCCCACCCAGUGCCCCGGAGACAGACUCUUCCAAGAGAUCAAAACAUGGCAACAUUUCAAGGCGAGGUGCUUUGUGAAGGAGGGCAUUCGCCACUGCGUUUAAUUUACAGCAUGGAGUUCUCUGAUGCUACAAGACUUCACAAACCCAUUUUCUGCAAAAUUGGUGACUUGCCCUAAAUCCAUAGGGGGGCAGCCCUAUGUAGAGAACAAGUGCCCCGAUUCAGACUCGUCAACUGAAAUACAUUAGGGAAUUCAUGCAACUAUGCUUUGAUUUGCAAACAUGGGAGAAGGGCAUACAGAAGUACUUAUGGAACACUGGAG
Eublepharis macularius is the source of this 3629-nucleotide messenger RNA. RefSeq names its product peptidoglycan recognition protein 2 (gene PGLYRP2). Gene Ontology annotation, biological process: peptidoglycan catabolic process; detection of bacterium; defense response to Gram-positive bacterium. Bases 160 to 3411 code for a protein of 1083 amino acids. The record is from RefSeq and is a predicted model, not a curated record. Lineage: Eukaryota; Metazoa; Chordata; Lepidosauria; Squamata; Eublepharidae. The transcript is spliced from 9 exons. Gene Ontology annotation, molecular function: N-acetylmuramoyl-L-alanine amidase activity; peptidoglycan immune receptor activity; zinc ion binding.